AUUUAUUUAUAAGCUUACACUACUGUACAAGUAGCGGGUUUUCUUCUAAAUAUAGUCAUAGAAAUGGAUAACUUUGUUGAAGAACUGAGACAAGAAAGGUGUCUGUCCACAGGAGAAACAGAGGAUGAGUCUGCAGCCAAUGUUCUGGUCCCAGAAAUUUAUUUGCCUUUACUGCCAAAACAUUUCAACCAUCCAACAAAUAUGGCUGUGAAAUCUUCAGAAUUUCAGAAGGUGAAAGAGGAUUGUUUAUGCUGUAUCCAAGAUGCUCUCUUACAAAGUCAGUGGCAGAGGGCUGCAGAAUUAAUGAUAAGCUACUUGGAAAUGCUGGAAAAUACAACUGCAGAAAAAAGGGUGACAGCUCAAGAGGAGAUCUGGAGAAUAGGAACUGAAAUCUUGCAGCAGCAUCCACAAAGUAAUAUAGAAGAGAUCAAUCAUUUUGCAGAUCGGAUGAAAAAUUUAGGAGUCAAAAGAUAUUUAAAGAUUUCUUUAGAGCAUGCCUUCCACCUUUUAUGCAGUGGAUUUCUGGAUGAAGCCUAUCAGAAUUUGAUCUUGGCUGAAAGUUGGCGAUAUGGAGAAGAAACUGUUGCUCAGGAAAAAGAGCUGAAAUUCGUUCAAGCUUAUAAGGGAUUGAUAGGCUAUUAUAUGUGGUUAAAAAAGAAGACAGAGCUUUUGGAGCUGGAUGAAGACAGCUGUACACAAACUUCUCUUCAACAGGAAAUGCAUGGCUUGUACCAGCAGGCUAAAGUCAGCCUCAGGGAAAUAAUCAGAAUUCCUGGUGUUUGGGAUCCUUUCGUAAUUUGUUAUGUGGAUUUGCUGGAACAUUAUGAGGAGUACGAAGAAGCACAGGAAGUGUUAAGUGACUAUGCGUAUAAUUCCAAGUUUCCUUCCAACCCUAAUGCCCACGUCUACUACUACCAGUUUCUAAAGAGAAGGGGGGAAUCCAGGAAAACCCAGAUCUCUGCACUGCAGAUCCUGCAUGAGCUUGUUCCUUCCCAUGAACUAAUGCUGGAAUUUUACAACUUGCUUAGAAAAUCGAAAAAAAAGAAAAAACGUAAGUUACAGUUGAAAGUUAUUUUUGCAGCCUUGGAUUUUGCUGGAUGGAAGGAAAACGUAAAAGCUUGGAGUUAUUUGGCAAAACAGACAGUAGAAAUUCUACAAAACUCUGAUAAGCAAUUUCACUGGCUCAAAAAGGAGUGGGAUAUUCGAAGGGACUGGUGGCCGGCUUUUCAUUUCAGUCUUUAUUUGGCAAAAAGUAACUGGCAGGAAAACAAAAAGCUCACUUGUGAAAAAGUUCUGGUAGCUGGAAUACUGUUGGGAAAAGACUGCAAGUACUUUAAGUAUGUCACAAAAGAAGCUUGCAAAGUUCAGAAGAAAAAGUUCCGACAGUUGAAGAAAUUUGUGAAGAAACACAGCUGGGUCAGUUUAAGAUUGGCUGCUACGUGAUUACUUAGUGUCAAAUCUCUUGAUUUUUCAAGGGCGUUAGAUGAUUUGGAUGUCCUGUAUACACAAGUCAUCCUGACAAGCAAUUAUUGUAAAAUUCAGGUAGUUCUCGAGAUGUGAUCGGUCACCUAAGGGCUAUUUGAAGUUA
Protobothrops mucrosquamatus (brown spotted pit viper) is the source of this 1588-nucleotide messenger RNA. It is a transcript of the gene TAF1A, whose product is annotated as TATA-box binding protein associated factor, RNA polymerase I subunit A. Bases 64 to 1443 code for a protein of 459 amino acids. Lineage: Eukaryota; Metazoa; Chordata; Lepidosauria; Squamata; Viperidae. The record is from RefSeq and is a predicted model, not a curated record. Gene Ontology annotation, cellular component: RNA polymerase I transcription regulator complex. Gene Ontology annotation, biological process: transcription by RNA polymerase I. The transcript is spliced from 10 exons.